GUUUCACCAAAAGACUGAAACGAUGACCCGUGUGUACGUUGGUAACUUGGAUUCGAGAGUUACUGAGAGAGAUCUUGAAGAUGAAUUUCGUGUAUUUGGGGUUAUACGGAGUGUCUGGGUCGCGCGGAGACCACCUGGUUAUGCCUUUAUUGAUUUUGAUGACCGCAGAGAUGCGCAAGAUGCCAUUCGUGAAUUAGACGGUAAGAAUGGUUGGAGGGUGGAGCUUUCUCACAACUCUAAAGGGGGAGGUGGCCGUGGUCGCUCUGGUGGCUCUGAUUUGAAAUGUUAUGAGUGUGGUGAACCUGGUCAUUUUGCUCGCGAAUGUCAUAUGCGUGGUGGUUCAGGAAGACGACGUAGCCGCAGUCCACCUCGAUACCGCAGGAGCCCUAGUUAUGGGCGGAGGAGUUACAGUCCUCGUGGGGGUAGGUCCCCUAGCCCUAAGCGCCGCAGUUUGUCACCUCGUGGACGCAGCUAUAGCAGAUCACCUCCUUACCAAGGACGUGAGGAUCUACCAUGUACAAAUGGAAAUGGAGUAAGGGAACGGCACCGCAGUAGAAGCUGAUUUAUGAGAACUUGGAGUUGCCAUUGUUAAGAGGAUAAGGAGAUUUUGUUGAUUUGGUGUGCUCAGAUUGCAGUACGAGUUUGUUUAAUCAGGCAACGCCCUGUGCUUCUACUCUUAGAUUGGAUUAAUUACUUUGUAGAAUUUUCUAGGUUAUGUUCUAUUAUGUAUGCUGAGUACUUUUAGUUUCCGUACAGGUAAAAGUGUCUUUUCAAGGUAGUUGUUUCUCACCUGUUGAAAAAGUUUCAUAUUUCUGCCAAAACUUAUGCUCUAUUUUUCCCCGUGUUGAGGUGUCUUCUGGUACUGCUACAUUGAUUUUGUGCGUUGAUGGGACAUGAUUCUUGGCUCCCCUUCUUUGGGAUCUUCAAUUUUUGAAUGGUUGGGGGUCCCAGCCGGCUGCUUGCUUCUGUUUCAUUUAGUCUCUCCCCACUUGUGAUGUGUGCGCCUCAAACUCUAAUGGUUUUAAUUAUAACUUCAAAAAGGGUUGACGGGCUGCAUCAAAUACUUCUGGCAGUGAUUAUUCCCCAAAGGAAAAAAAAAUGAAAGAAAAGAAAGAAAGAAAUUAAAGAAGGAACCCCUCGACCUUUGAUUUUUGUAUCCAUCUUUUGGUUUCUACAAUACAUUAGUUUGGAACUGCAUGGCUUCUGUCCAAAAAGUGGAACUGCAUGGCUAAGCAGCUGCUGGUCAGGCAUAUGGUUCAACCCUCAGAUACUGAAAGUUCUCACACUCCCCCACCCUUAAUUAUGUGGUCCUGGAUUAGAUUAUUUUGGUUGCCUGACCUUUGGUGACUGUUUGUUAGCUUUGCUAAGGUACGUUAAUAUUGCUUGAAGCUUUCGCUGAUCCUGAGAGGGAGGCAAGUGUUAGCUUUACUAGUUAUAGUAUAAAGAGCAUUAGAUUGUGGUUCUCUGUUGGAUGAAUUUGGACAUCCAAUUUGGUUUUUGAUUUGAUUCAUGCAUGGGACACAUUUCUAGUAUAA
Molecule: messenger RNA, 1535 nt
Organism: Prosopis cineraria
Lineage: Eukaryota; Viridiplantae; Streptophyta; Magnoliopsida; Fabales; Fabaceae
Product: serine/arginine-rich splicing factor RSZ22-like
Exons: 6
Coding region: 23-562 (179 amino acids)
Biological process (GO): mRNA splicing, via spliceosome
Cellular component (GO): nuclear speck
Molecular function (GO): RNA binding; zinc ion binding
Source: RefSeq, a predicted model, not a curated record